Messenger RNA from Lipotes vexillifer (Yangtze River dolphin), 1173 nucleotides. Lineage: Eukaryota; Metazoa; Chordata; Mammalia; Artiodactyla; Lipotidae. The record is from RefSeq and is a predicted model, not a curated record.
AUGAAUCCUGAAGACGACAACGCACGUUCGGGGGACUCGAAAUCCGGGGGGCGUCCCUCCCGCUCAGUAAACGUCGCCCGUGCGGCGCAUCCCGAGCGCUCGGCGACAUCCACAAGCUCGGUGCGGGACACAAGCGCGGCGCCCUCAGCAUCCCGGGGGCGCACUGCACCCACGCUCAAGCCCACUGCACAACCCGCGAUCCCCAGCCAACGGGAGAAGGCGGCCAUACAAAAGCGUGCUGAGGGCCGCACCAAAGUCCCGCCCAAAUUCAGGAACAGCCUCAAGCGUUUUCUCUUCUCGCCCACAGGAAUCUUGAAGAUCAUUAGGCUGGGCCUUCUCAUAAGGGCACUAGUUUGUUUCAUCAUUGCUGAAGCCCAGGAGUCCUAUAUAGCAAUCACAGUCCUGGAAACCUGCAUCGUUCUUUUUUUCAUUCUAAUAUAUAUGCUAACCCUUCACCACUUGAUGACUUAUUUACAUUGGCCCUUACUUGAUCUUAUCAACAGUUUCAUUACUGCUGUGUUCCUUUUCGUAGUUGCCAUCUUGGCGAUGCUAGAAAAGGAAAGAAGUCAUUUAUUCUACGUUGGAGGGUCCCUGUGCCUCACAGCGGCAAUCGUGUGUCUCAUCGAUGCGACUGUGGUCACCAAGACGAUGAGGAAUACCAUGAAAAAAGCUCUGGGAAUCGAAACCAAAACCAGUGCCUCCCCCGCCCAGGAACCCAUCUCACCCACAAGGUCCCGUUACAUUCUGAGGCGAGUGCCAAUGCGCCCGCGGGGCUCUGGGCGCGACUGCCCCGGGAGGCCACGGUUUCAGCCAACCCGACCCGAAGGCGGGAGCAGCGGCUACAGCCCCCGGCAGCCCCCAGAGGCCUCGCGUGGGGAGCGCUCCGCGUGGAGGCGGGACCACCACCGGAGCCGGCGUGGGGGCGGGGGCUCCCGCGCAGGGUCUGGGCGGCCGCGGAGACUCCAGGCGCUUCGCUGCCGGGCGUGGGGGCGCGGCUGGGCGGAGGGGACUCGCUUGCGGAGGCUAGGCGCGCGCCGAGAGGGCGCGAAGCGCUGGCCUUCGCUCGUCCUUCCCGGCCGUUGGCUGAGCGCGGCCUCCAAGCAGGUCGGUGGGCAUCCGGCUCGCUCAAAGGCCAGGCCUGGCCGGGGACGGCAAAAAUUGGGCAGGCCGUGA